AUGCGAGAACGGGAUAUGGAUCGUUCCGAACUUGGUCAACUGCCAGGACAAGACUCAGAGAAGGCAUGUGGUUUUCUGCUUUAUAAAAUUCCAAUCACCUUUUGUUGUGAAAAGAAAGCUCUGAAAAGUGAACUUCUUGCAAAGGAUAAGAUCAUUGAAGACCUAAGCUUCCGAUUAGAGGAAGAAACCAUCUCAAAGGAUUUCCAAAUAGAAGAAUUACAAAAGAAACUCACUACCGUAUCGACAGAAUCUGCUCCUCCGUUUUCGGAAGAAUCCCUGGAUGACAGUUCACUGGAGAAACGCAUUGAAGCUGACCAUAAAAGAAGAGAUUUGGAAGCAAAAUGUGCUGAACUUGAGGGAGAAUUGAAAAAUAUCUCAUUGCAACAGGUCGAGACUUCAGCGCUCACUGCAGAGAUAGCAGAUCUGAAAACCAAAUUGGAAGCGGCAGAAGGUGAAAAGGAAAACUUUAAGCGAUCAUUCGAAGCUGGAAAAGCUGCUAACUCUAAGAUACAAGAAGAAUUAGAGUCUUUACGAGAAGAGCUUAUCUCAGCUAAAGAACAGGCGUCAAAUGAUCGUUUUACUUUUGAAGAACAGCUCACAGCAGUCAAUGAUUUACUUGAUGAUAAGACGAAGAAGCUCGAAAUGGCUGAGACUUUGGCUAGGUCUGCCGAAAAGGAUUUAGAAAAUGUUAGAGUGGAACUCCAGUCUGCGCAAAAAGAGAUUGAAAACCAGAAAAAGGUUAUGGAGUCUCUCACAGCUAACCAAGGAUCGGCUGAAGCAGCGCUCACUGAGAGAGUAGAUGCAAUGGCUAAAGAAUUGCAGGAGAAGGACAAGUCAAUCCUAGCCGUAGAACAAGAUAAGAAAACUCUUGAAGAAGCCUUACAGAUCAACGCGGAUGAGCUGCAGCAGUUGAAGGAUGUGCUUGCAAACCUUGAGAAAGAGAAAGGUGCUGCACAAGAAACUCUAAAUAGAUUAAAUGAGGAGAAAGCAGCUGUUGAACAACGUUUGAUUGAAGAACAGAACGGAAUACAGAAGAGCUUGGCUGAAUUUACAGAGAAGAUUAAUGCCAUCAAUGCAGCGAAGGAGUCUGUCGAAGCUUCCUUGAAUAUAGAAAAGGCUCAGAAGGAGGAAUUGCAAAAGGAGAAAGAAGCACUGGACGCUCAGAUGGUCAUGCUCAGAGACAAUAGUGACAGUGCAGCCAAAGAGAUAGCGGGACGAUGCGCACAGUUGGAAGUACGAAUUAAGGAGGCUGAGUCUCAGGUCAGCGAGGAGAGGGCUGCAGUUCUGACGAAAGAAGAGGAACUUACAUCAUUGAAGAAACAGUUGGAAAAGAAUGAUUCUGAAUACAAGGCCAAACUUGAUGCUGUCGCUGCUGAACACGUAGGAAUCGUGGAGAAGCUGAACUCAUCUCUUCAAGAAGCCGAGUCAAAAUAUCAGGCGCUGGAGCAGAAGUGUGCCGGAUUUGAAGUCAAAGUAGCUGAUCUUGACAAGGCUCUUAUGGAAGAAAGAGAAAAAUCUAGCAACAUGGAUAAGGAGCUUAGAGAAAAGAUGGUCGCGGAAACAACGAAGUGGCGAACAGCUGAAGAAGCAUACAUUGAGAAGCUUGAACAAAGUCGAUUAUUAAUCGAGGUGGCUGCGUCGGAGAAAAGGGAUCUUGAACAAGCAAAGGAGAAGUCAGAAAGCGAGAUUAAGCAAAAGACGGAGGAGUUGAACAGCCUCACCGAGAAGUUGCAGAAUCUGACAAUGGAGCGUGACAAAGUAGCUCAAAGCAAAGCUGAAGUUGAAGAGCAACUGAGACAGCAAAAGGAAGCGUUUAGUAAUCUUCAAAGCACAAUCAAUGCAUCGAAGCUUGGUGAAGAUGCUAUGGCGAAAGAAUUGUCUUCUGCGCAAGAAAUUAGUGCCGAGCGACUUGCGGAGGUUAAUCGGCUACAAAAUCUAGUUCAAAGCCUCGAAGAGAAGUACCAAAUUGCGGAUUCAGCUUCCGCAGACCUCUCGUACAAGCUUGUUGCUGCUGAAAACCACGCAAAGAAAAUCGAAGAGGAAAGAAACGCAACUAUCAAGGAGCUGCAACAAUCUCUUGUGCAAGAAACAACCAUGCGAACAAAGGUUGAGAAAGAUCUUCGCUUGAAGUCCGAUGAGGUCUCAAGUCUCCAGAAUAACAUCGAUUCGCUGACAGUCAAAUCUGCGGAGAUGGAGAAUGCUUUAGACAAGCUAAAAUUGGAGCUUACUGCCAAACUUACAGAGUUGGACGAUGUUCGGAAAGAGAAAGAUAAAGCCGAUGUUGAGAAACAGACAGCGGAGAGUCAGGUGUCAACACUAACCUUGCAGUUGCAAGAAAUGGAGAAGAAAAUAGCUGCUUCGAAUCAAACUUUAGAGGAGCAAGCCAAACAAAGAAUUUCUGACUACGAGGCUCAAACUGUUAAACUAAAUGGAGACUUGGUAGCAGCCACUCAUAAGCAAAACGAAUUGACUCGAGAGUUGGCACUCAAUGUGGAAGAUUUGUCCCGCACGAAAGCUGAGCUCAACAAGUCAACCAAUGAGUCUGUUUUCUCGUAUUUCUUCUCAAGAUUACGUUAG
This is a messenger RNA of Strongylus vulgaris, 2577 nucleotides long. The record is from the annotation of a GenBank genome assembly. Lineage: Eukaryota; Metazoa; Nematoda; Chromadorea; Rhabditida; Strongylidae.